Messenger RNA from Symbiodinium sp. CCMP2592, 1896 nucleotides. Lineage: Eukaryota; Dinophyceae; Suessiales; Symbiodiniaceae. The record is from the annotation of a GenBank genome assembly.
AUGUGGGUCCCUGCCAGGAAGACUGCAGUUGGGCUUGACUUGGGGCGGCGGUUGCUCGUGGUCCUCAAGACCACGUCCAAGCCCUCAGAGAAGGCCCAGGCCAUCCGGGUCGUGGACCACGGGGAGCAGCAGAAGGAGGCGCUUCGACGACUCUACGAUGCCCAGGUGCUUUUGCAGUCCUACGAGGAUCAGUUGCAUGCCAAAGAUGAGCAGCUCUACAAGAUCCAGGUCUGCGUAAAGAAGGCGAUCCGCGAGUCGAGCGCCGACUACCUGCGGGAGCCGGAGUUGAUCGAGUCCCUGGGUUUCAGCGAGGAGGAGCUCCAUGCGGAGGGCAUCGCCACAGAGCAGAAGCCCACGGGGAAGAUGGCGCGCUUCGAGGCCAUGCUCGAUCAAAGCUUCGAGAACCAGAAGUGGGAGGAGAAGCAGGACAGGGAGAGGAGGGCCAAGGACCUACAGGCGAAUGGCAGCAGCCUCCCUGCGCUCGAGCCGCAAAGUGACAUGCAGUGGUUCAAGGUGCCCUACUGGAUCAAGGCUGAUGAGGAGACCAGGGAAAUGGUUCAGAAGAUCAAGCAGCAUUUCAUGGACGAGAUGAAUGCGAAGGGCCACUUCGACCACAACGCGUUUCUGGAGCACCUUUGGCAGUGUGGCUUCCAAGUUGCCCAGCACUGGGCGGGAUCGCCGAACGAGGAGUUGGUGAAACAAGCAGAGGCCGCCGAGAAAAAAGCCCGGAGCGUACAGCGUGAAGCACUGCAGGAAACCUCCAUGCUUCGCCAGCACAUCAAGCGUGUGGAGCGCAAGUACAAAGAACUCCAGAGCAAUGCUGCAAAAAUGCAGAAGGCCAUGUCCACCAUGGCCUCCCAGCUCAAAGAGGCUCGCGACACUGCGGCAAUGUUCGGGGUUGAGCUGCCGUCCUCCCCCAGCGAUACGUCCAACCGCCGGCCGUCUGUUUUGAUGGGCUUUGGGCAGCAAGGAAGGUCGCAAGCUCCAGCCGGACAUCUAGCAGUGCCAGGAGCGGGGGCCAAAUCCGAGCGGCGGAUGUCGGUAGCCGGUGCCGAUGGAGGGUUCCAAGUUGGCGGGCUGCCGGAGAUGCCGGCGCCCACCCAGCACCACGGCCAAGGCUUGGUGUCUCCGCUUCAUGCAGACGACACGCUCGAGAUCAUGGCAGACCAGAUGCAGCUAGACGAGAUGGACAACGAGAUCUUCGAGCCGCUGAACCAGUUCGACGAUGACCUGAAGGACCUAAUGAUCGAUUGCAUCACGGAGAAGGUCCGGCGGAUUCUGUCCUUGGACCCCUCCAAGUACAAGAACGGUCGGCUGCCCUUCGGCCUGAAACCUCACAAGGGCAUCGCCUUCGCCGACGACGAGACGGAUCUGGAGGCGGAGUUGGAGCGGAUGCGUGAGCUCUACGAGCGGCUCAAGGAGGAGAACGAGCAGCUGCUGCGCCAGCUCGAGGCGGCUCGGGCAGCGGCCGAGCGCUGGAAGCAGAAAUACCUGGAGCUCCAGAACAAGCCCGCAGAGGUUCAGGAGGAGAAGGUGGUGAUGUCGAGACCGGCAUCCGUGAAGACGACUCCUGAGACGCCGCCGAAAGAGACAGAGCCAACACCGCCUCCAGUAAUCAAGGGGCUCUCCGACGAGGAGGUCAAGAGGUUGCUGGAAGAGCAAGAGAAGGCCUACAAAGCCAAGAUCGCCGCGCUGGAGAAGCGGAUUAAGCAGCUGGAAGACGAACUGGCGAAGCUCAAGGCGGAGAAGGACAAAGCGGAAGCCAAAGCCAAAGAAGCAGCCGAGACCGCGCAGAAGGAACGGGAGCGCCGAGAGACGCUGCAGAAGGAGCAGGAGCAGGGGACGACUCCGCCGGAACCGGCUCCGUCGGAUGCCAACAGCUCGGAAGGCCUUUAG